AUGGAAUGGCUAGACAAGCUCCCGACCGAGCUUCGUCAGGAGGUUGAGCUGGUGAUUAAGCAGGUACCGUCGCUGAAAAAGGUGCUCGACGAUCUUUACAAGUAUGCUACUGAAGACCCUGCCAAACGUCGGAAGGUCUCAGUGAAGCAGGAAAGCUCUGAUCUUGAGUUCAACGACGACUCGGGUAUCAUCUACCUGUCCACUCCAAUUGACCCACAGACGAUAAUCAUGGACAUCCAACAAGUUCUGUUUCAACAUCCCAUGCGUAAGCGGAUGAACUUCGUGUUUCAUUUGCUCGAACGGGAGGGCGAACCGACUCCGGCAUUACUGGUGGUGUCACCGACGACCGACAUCCCCGAGUUUACAGCUGUAAACCUCGACAAGACUAUUAAACUUGCCAUUCUUUUACCAAUUGUUGGUAACACUACACUGCCCAAAAAGAAAAACCUCGCAUCGCUUUGCCUUUGGAUUGAUCCAGCACGCAUGGGCUCUACGUAUCUUCAAAAAGGUGGAGAGCCUAUCAUUUGCCAAAUAAACCUCGAGCAGAUCAAGAAGGUUUUAGUCAAAGCGGGCAAAAUGCCGAAUAAUAUUGAACAACAGUACGAUGAGAAGGAAGAAAACGAUGUUUACUUACAUCCAAUUCAAGAGCAUAUUGUUAACUACUUCACCCGUCAAUUUGGUCUCUGUGGUAUUCAGCUCAAAAACUAUCUCCCCUGUAAGGAUAGCAAUGUGUUUAAUCUCAAUACAGACCAAGCAUUGGCUAUCGCCCCAGUGAGCAAUCCAACUCACAAUGUUUUGAUUAUGACGGAUUGUUAUAAGGGAUCCAAAGAUGGCGUGCUUGUAUUCCUUGAUUCGGGUACAUUCAUUUUUGGGUUCAAAAAGCCAAUUUUGUUGUUUGAUGUUCUGAUCAUCAAGUUCACAAGUUAUACGAACGUUACACGAAUGACGUUUUCACUCAACAUCACGGUGGAGGAAGAUGGCGGAGAAAAGACGCAUGAGUUUCUGAUGAUAGAUCAACAAUACUUUGCUGUCAUUGACGACUUUAUCAAGAACUUGCAAAUUAACGAUGCUCUGUUUGAUGCUAAGCUCAAAGAAAAACGCAAUGCCGAUGGGGAUAAUAGUAAACCGGCGAAUGCCGAAGAGGAUGAUGAUGAUGAUGAUGAUGAAGAGGAUAGAGAUUUCGUUGGAGGUGAAAUCGAUGCUGACGUGGCUGAGGAAUAUGAUAGCGAACAUGAUUCUGAUGGCGUGCUCCAAGAGGGCGUGGAGGAGGAUGAACUGGAAAAUUAG
This is a messenger RNA of Diutina rugosa, 1287 nucleotides long. RefSeq lists its product as uncharacterized. The coding region runs from base 1 to 1287 and encodes 428 amino acids. Gene Ontology annotation, molecular function: nucleosome binding; histone binding. The record is from RefSeq and is a predicted model, not a curated record. Lineage: Eukaryota; Fungi; Ascomycota; Pichiomycetes; Serinales; Debaryomycetaceae. The transcript has a single exon.